Messenger RNA from Spodoptera littoralis (African cotton leafworm), 2811 nucleotides. The record is from the annotation of a GenBank genome assembly. NCBI's taxonomy places the organism in Eukaryota, Metazoa, Arthropoda, Insecta, Lepidoptera, Noctuidae.
AUGCCUAGUGCCUCGUUUUCCUCCUCGCGUUCUUACGUACGUAGAUCGCGGAGAAAAGGCGGACAUCGGAUACCCCUACCUUCUAGGACACAAUCGAGUGAGCCAUGUGAAUCAGUCCCUUGCCCCAACAACGUGACGGGCAGCGCGAUGGCGGCGACGGCGGCAUGCGCGGGUGCGAGCGGCAGCGGAGGUGGUGGCGCCCCGCCCGUGCCCGCGGCCGCUGCAGCCAGCACCCCGGGCCACCACAGUCCUUACGACCUGCGCCGCAAGUCGCCGCCAGCCUACCACGAGCCCGGACCCUCGGGCACUUGCUCUCUACCCGCUAGGAAGAGGCCGAGAACAUCUCUAUCUCAAGGAGUGGAUGUGUGCAAUGUAUCACAGUACUUGCAGUAUGAGUUGCCAGAUGAAGUGUUGCUGUGCAUUCUCUCACACCUCACAGAGCGGGACCUAUGUCGUGUCGCUCAAGUCUGCAAACGGUUCAACACGAUCGCCAAUGAUACUGAACUAUGGAAAAGUUUAUACCAGUCGGUGUUUGAAUACGACAUGCCACUCAUGCACCCCGCGCCGUGUCAGUUUGAGUUCGUAGCACCCGACGAAUGCGAUGCGGACAACCCUUGGAAGGAAAGCUUUAGGCAGCUCUACUACGGCAUUCACGUGCGACCUAACUAUCGCCCCAAGAAAGACUCUCGUAUUAAGCACUUUAACACAAUCAGGGCCGGGUUGGAGUAUGUGGAGGAGCGUAGCGGGGGGUCCAGCGCGAGCUCCAGCAGCGCGGGUAGUGCGGCCGGCAGUGUCUGCAGCACCAGCAGCGCUGUCUGUGUCUGCGGCACCACGCCCGCCGCGCCCUGCGCCUGCCGCCGCCCCACGCCGCCGCACGCGCCCGCGUUACUCUUUGUACACGCAGGCCUCUACCAGGAGGAAUGCCUGGCCAUUGAUACAGAUGUGCAGCUCAUAGGUUGUGCCCCAGGCAAUGUAGCUGAGUCCGUGGUGUUGGAGCGCGAGGCAGAGUCCACGCUGACGUUUGCGGAGGGCGCCAACCGUGCGUACGCCGGUCACAUGACGCUGAAGUUCUCCCCCGACGCCACCAGUACCAUGCAACACCACAAGCACUACUGCCUGGAAGUAUCCGAUAACUGCUCCCCCACUGUCGACCACUGCAUCAUACGGAGUGCUAGUGUUGUUGGAGCUGCUGUUUGCGUGAGUGGCGCGGGAGCAAAUCCUGUCAUCAAACAUUGUGACAUUAGCGACUGUGAAAAUGUUGGACUAUAUGUUACCGACUAUGCCCAGGGAGCGUAUCAAGACAACGAGAUCUCACGGAAUGCACUCGCUGGUAUAUGGGUCAAGAAUUUUGCCAACCCUAUUAUGCGCCGCAACCACAUACACCAUGGCAGGGAUGUCGGAAUAUUUACGUUUGAAAAUGGCUUGGGUUAUUUUGAAGCGAAUGAUAUCCACAACAAUAGAAUUGCUGGUUUUGAAGUAAAGGCCGGCGCCAACCCCACCGUAGUCCACUGUGAGAUUCACCAUGGACAAACUGGCGGCAUAUACGUACACGAGUCCGGUUUAGGCCAGUUUAUAGAUAACAAAAUACACUCUAAUAACUUUGCCGGAGUAUGGAUCACGUCUAACAGUAACCCUACGAUCAGGCGUAAUGAGAUAUACAACGGACAUCAAGGCGGAGUAUACAUAUUUGGGGAAGGUCGUGGACUAAUCGAGCACAAUAAUAUUUACGGAAAUGCUUUAGCUGGUAUACAGAUACGUACAAACAGUGAUCCCAUAGUCAGACACAAUAAGAUCCAUCACGGACAACAUGGCGGCAUCUACGUUCAUGAAAAGGGACAGGGACUUAUAGAAGAGAAUGAAGUUUAUGCCAACACACUCGCCGGCGUCUGGAUCACGACGGGAUCUACCCCCGUGCUGCGGCGCAACCGUAUACAUUCGGGGAAACAGGUCGGAGUAUACUUCUACGAUAAUGGCCAUGGUAAACUAGAAGACAACGAUAUUUUCAACCACCUGUACUCGGGCGUCCAGAUACGGACCGGCAGUAACCCGGUGAUCCGGGGCAACAAGAUAUGGGGUGGCCAGAACGGCGGAGUUCUCGUCUACAACGGAGGCCUGGGGCUCCUAGAACAAAAUGAGAUCUUCGACAACGCUAUGGCCGGAGUAUGGAUAAAGACUGACUCCAACCCUACGCUCAAAAGAAAUAAGAUAUUCGAUGGGCGAGAUGGGGGAAUUUGUAUUUUUAAUGGGGGAAAGGGUGUUCUCGAAGAGAACGAUAUAUUUCGUAACGCACAGGCGGGCGUACUGAUCUCGACACAAAGUCACCCGGUGCUGCGACGUAACCGCAUCUUUGAUGGGCUGGCGGCCGGCGUCGAAAUUACAAACAACGCCACCGCUACACUGGAACAUAAUCAAAUUUUUAAUAAUCGUUUCGGAGGUCUAUGUCUCGCAUCGGGAGUGUCGCCAUUAGUGCGGGGUAACAAAAUAUUCAGCAACCAAGACGCAGUGGAGAAGGCCGUGGGCGGUGGACAGUGCCUAUACAAAAUCUCAUCUUAUACUUCCUUUCCUAUGCACGAUUUCUAUAGGUGCCAGACCUGCAACACGACGGACCGUAACGCCAUCUGCGUCAAUUGCAUCAAAACGUGCCAUUCCGGACACGACGUAGAAUUUAUUCGCCAUGACAGAUUCUUCUGCGACUGCGGCGCGGGGACCCUGUCGAACCAGUGCCAGUUGCAGGGCGAGCCGACCCAGGACACGGACACGCUGUACGACUCGGCGGCGCCGAUGGAGUCUCACACGUUGAUGGUGAACUAG